AUGUCGGCCAACUCAGCCAACUCCAGCUCGCUUGGUCGGCCACAUGAAUCUCAACAGCCAGCGACGUGGUCCCCAUUACCCAUCAUGCUCGUUCUGGCCGCCUGUCUCUCGCCAUGGCUGCUUAUCUGCCUCAUCCGUUCGCUCCUGCAUAUGGCUCAGCAGCUCAAGGCUACUACGGCGUCCACCAAACCCAGCAUCAUAAACUUCGCAGCCGCCCUGACGGAGCUGAUCAUCCUGAUAGUGUUCGGUGUGCUUGUCAUACUCGAGACGUUCAACAACGAAGAGAGGUUCAGCACCUUACACCCGGCUGGUCAGUUCGCGGCCCAAUCCAUGAUGAUAUUAAUCACAAUCUUCGGAUCCCGUACCGCGGCGUUCUUGACCAUAUUUCUCAUCGAAUGGCUGGCUUUCGGACUUGUCGAACCGGAGCCAGACAAUUUUGCGGUAUUCAACUCCUUCACCACCCUGCCAUGCUUGGCGUGUGGCUCUCGCCACUGCGAAUGUACAUCACGAACCACCCCAGCGACGCAUGACCAGCACGCCCGCCAGACCGUCACCAUCAAGUCCUGCUGA
Saxophila tyrrhenica is the source of this 570-nucleotide messenger RNA. RefSeq lists its product as uncharacterized. Bases 1 to 570 code for a protein of 189 amino acids. NCBI's taxonomy places the organism in Eukaryota, Fungi, Ascomycota, Dothideomycetes, Mycosphaerellales, Extremaceae. The record is from RefSeq and is a predicted model, not a curated record. The transcript has 2 exons.